AUGAACUGGAACAAAGGCGGUCCAGGAGUGAAGCGUGGGUUUGGUUUUGGAGGUUUUUCCCUUGCAGGGAAGAAAGAGGAUGUUCCCCCUAAUGUUCCCCCAAAAUCUCACACAUCAUUUGGCGCUUCUGGAUCAAGUGGCGGUUAUGGGAAAAGCCCACAGCUUCCGUCUUUCUACAAAAUAGGGUCCAAAAGAGCUAAUUUUGAUGAAGAAAACGCGUAUUUCGAAGACGAUGAAGAAGAGUCCAGCAGCAACGCCGAUCUGCCCUACAUUCCUGCUGAGAACUCGCCCACGCGGCAGCAGAUGAAGUCGGGCGGCGGCUCAGACAGCGAAGACGACCCGUUGGAUGCCUUCAUGGCAGAGGUUGAGAACCAAGCCGCUAAAGACAUGAGGAAACUAGAAGAAAAGGAGAAAAAAUCAACCAAGGGUAUUCGUGAUGACAUUGAGGAAGAAGAUGAGCAAGAAGCGUAUUUCCGCUACAUGGCAGAGAAUCCCACAGCAGGGCUGACCCAGGAGGAAGAGGAGGAAAACAUCGACUAUGACAGUGAUGGAAACCCAAUUCCUUCUACAACCAAGAAAAUAAUCUUGCCGCUGCCACCAAUUGAUCACUCAGAGAUCGACUACCCACCUUUUGAGAAAAACUUUUACAAUGAACACGAGGAGCUAAGCAUUCUCAAUGGCAGCCAAGUGUUGGAGUUGAGGCAGAAACUCAACUUGAGAGUUUCUGGUGCUGCCCCUCCUAAACCUUGCACCAGCUUUGCUCACUUCGGCUUCGAUGAGCAGCUGAUGCAUCAGAUUCGAAAGUCUGAGUACACUCAGCCCACGCCGAUCCAGUGUCAGGGAGUUCCCAUUGCUCUUUCUGGACGCGACAUGAUCGGCAUUGCAAAAACAGGAAGUGGUAAAACAGCGGCAUUCAUCUGGCCGAUGCUGGUUCACAUCAUGGACCAGAAGGAGCUGGAGCCGGGAGAGGGACCUUUAGCGGUCAUCGUGUGUCCCACCAGGGAGCUCUGUCAGCAGAUCCAUGCAGAGUGCAAGCGUUUUGGGAAAGCGUACUCGCUGCGUUCUGUGGCUGUUUACGGAGGCGGCAGCAUGUGGGAGCAGGCCAAGGCUCUGCAGGAGGGAGCAGAGAUCGUCGUGUGCACGCCGGGUCGCCUGAUUGACCAUGUUAAAAAAAAGGCCACAUCCUUACAGAGAGUGACAUAUCUGGUGUUUGAUGAAGCUGAUCGCAUGUUUGAUAUGGGAUUUGAAUAUCAGGUGAGAUCAGUUGCAAGCCAUGUUCGUCCAGACAGGCAGACUCUUCUCUUCAGCGCUACUUUUCGGAAAAAAAUCGAGAGGUUGGCGAGGGACAUUUUAGUUGAUCCUAUUCGGGUUGUGCAAGGCGACAUCGGAGAGGCCAACGAGGAUGUGACUCAGGUGGUGGAGCUGCUGCUCAGCGGAUCAGAUAAAUGGAACUGGCUGACCCGAAGGCUGGUCGAGUUCACUUCCACCGGCUCUGUGCUCAUUUUCGUCACCAAGAAGGCCAACUCUGAGGAGUUGGCCACUAACCUGACUCAGGAGGGCUACAGCCUCGGCCUCCUGCACGGAGACAUGGACCAGAGCGAGAGGAACAAAGUCAUCAGCGACUUCAAGAAGAAAAAUUUACCCGUUCUGGUUGCCACUGAUGUAGCCGCCCGUGGUCUGGACAUCCCGUCAAUUCGCACCGUGGUGAACUACGAUGUGGCGCGCGACAUCGACACGCACACUCACAGAAUCGGCCGAACGGGUCGUGCCGGGGAGAAAGGUGUUGCUUACACCCUUCUGACCAGCAAAGACACUUCCUUUGCCGGCGACUUGGUGCGAAACCUGGAGGGAGCCAAUCAGGCCGUUCCCAAAGAGCUCAUGGAUUUAGCCAUGCAGAAUCCCUGGUUCAGGAAAUCGCGGUUUAAGGGAGGUAAAGGAAAGAAGCUGAACAUCGGUGGAGGCGGUCUUGGUUACAAAGAGAGACCGGGUCUGGGGUCCGAGAGCUCUGAACGUAGCAGCAGCUUGUCUUCUGCUAGUAGCUUUGAAGGCUACAGCAAACCGACAACUGGGGCGAUGGGGGACCGCAUGUCUGCACUGAAACAAGCUUUCCAGGCUCAGUAUAAGAGCCAUUUUGUGGCGGCAACCAGCGGCCCUCCGAAGCUCAGCACCAAGUCCAGCAGCUCCUCCUGUUGGACCAGCGCCGGCAGCCUGAACUCUGUGCCAACAGAGGCCGCCAACGGCUCAGAGCGACCCAACAUGGCCGCCUUUUCAAUGCCUGGUUUCACCAGCGCCGGCUCCCUGAGUACCGUGCCCGCCAAUCCAACUGGCUCACAGCACAGCAGCUCUCCACCCGCACCCCCGACACACAGAGAGACCCCGCGGGACCGACACGGGGAUUCCCAGGGUCGUCCCGGCGACGGCCAUCACCGCCACAGCGACAGGAGCGACCGGCAUAGCGGCGAGGAUCGCUACGGUGACCGGGACCGACACGGAGACAGAGAUCGCGACCGCCAUGGUGACAGGGAUCGCCACAGCAGCCGCCACAGCGACAGCCGGAAUGGCGACGGAAGCAGAAGAGAGAGAGAUGACCGGAGAGGGGACAGGGAUGGCGGAGACAGGGGAAGCGGGGAGGGGAGGGACAGGGGAGACGAUAGCUUCGCAGUUCCCGACCCGCCGAAACGCAGAAAGAGCCGAUGGGAUAACUAAAGUUAGCACAUCUUAGCUCCAUAUGUUCAGCUCCAUAACAAGAGUUGGUCAGUCUAGGCAGGUAGCAGAGCAGAGCUUGAAAGAAGCAGCCAUUUUGGUUCAAACGGUCAAAAAAGUUGGUUUGGACUCAAGGUUUGUUCAGCACAGACAAUUCAUAAACACCAACUGUACAUAUACCAUCCAAGCUGAUGUUGCUGUUAGUCAAGUCGAGCAUAAAAGCUGUGAAUUCUAAUGUCAGUAGAAAAUAAAUAAAGAAAUGCAGUGUAAAAUGCAUUCUCACACAUCCUUAUGCUUGCAAAGCUCAUGCUUUGCAUAUUUUCAUUUUGUGUACUACAAAACGUCAGUUCAUAGGUAAAUGAACAUGUCAAAGCAACUGUGUGGCUCUUUUUGUGUAUUGUAUUCAUGUUUUAGUGGAGGGCCUUUCCAUGGCAUACGUGUAUAUCGCAAAUAAUAAAAACAUGUUUGAUUAAAAGCU
Molecule: messenger RNA, 3181 nt
Organism: Xiphophorus couchianus (Monterrey platyfish)
Lineage: Eukaryota; Metazoa; Chordata; Actinopteri; Cyprinodontiformes; Poeciliidae
Gene: ddx42
Product: DEAD (Asp-Glu-Ala-Asp) box helicase 42
Exons: 17
Coding region: 1-2706 (901 amino acids)
Molecular function (GO): RNA helicase activity; nucleic acid binding; ATP binding
Source: RefSeq, a predicted model, not a curated record